ACACACACACACACACACGCACGCCCCUUACAAGUGCCUGGGACUCCAAUCAAUGGCUAGCGUGUACUCACAGGAUAUUACGUUUUGGACGACAGUCAUUUUAAAAAUGCCCCCUGCCAGUAGGUUUUUAGUCAUUAAUCUCUGUGUGGUUCUUAACUGGCUCCCUCUAAGACGGGAGCAAGAUAUGUGGGCAUUUGGGACUGAUUUCCCCUCUCCCCUCCUCGAAAAUGGGAGUCGUCUAAUUUUCUUUUUCCGGCGUUAAAACUGAACAUUUAAUCCCAUAUAUAAUUUACAAACGCAGGUAUUUUGAAUGGAAACCAUGCACCUGCCGCAGAUGAUCCACCGGUAGGAGAUGUGGGGAAGGGGGAAGAGUCUGAGAGAAAUCCAUUCGCUGUGCUCAGGAAAGUUUGUAAGGGGGAUCCCAGUGUCCACAGUUGGCACUCUGUUGCGCGCCUUCUUGUCAUUUCCUUCAUACUUGGCUAGGCAGAAAGGCACCUCCACAAAUAUUUCCACAGACCUUCAAGUCCAUAGAUCGCCGAUACAUGCACAGAAUGUAUUUUUGGCGAAUGUGUUUCUAUAGCUGAAGAAGGGUCCCCUCGCCUUCUCCAAAAGGACCCCCUCCCCUUGCUGCCGUUCCUGCGGAUCAUGGUGAGACAUUUGAAGGGGAUCCAGGUUCCUGCUUUGCGCACCCUGGCUAUUUUUUAUUUUAAGUCGUAAGAGAGAGAGAGAGAGAGAAAAAAACAAACAAAAAAACAUAUAUUUCACGAGAAUCCGACUUAUAUCCAUGUUUGAUCAGGCCACUAUCAUGGGCGAUGGAGUCACCGAGGACAGAAGCCACAGCUGUGGAUCCAACGCGCUUUGUCCGGACAGAGCGAGGGACAAUAGGAGCCGUACCGAACUAGAAAGCCGAUCGCCCGGGCAGGGACACACCGACACCCCGGGGACCUCUGCUUCGACCCCGACCUCUUCCAAAGAGGAAGCAGAUGACAAACUUUCAGGGGUGGACCCCGACUACUGCAGGAGGAUUUUAGUUCGAGACGCCAAAGGGACGAUUCGGGAAAUAGUUCUCCCAAAGGGUCUGGAUCUGGACCGGCCCAAACGCACCCGGACGUCGUUUACUGCAGAGCAGCUGUACCGUCUGGAGCUGGAGUUUCAUCGCUGUCAGUACGUGGUGGGCCGGGAGAGGACAGAACUGGCGCGGCAGCUCAACCUGUCUGAGACUCAGGUGAAAGUGUGGUUUCAGAACCGACGCACCAAGCAGAAGAAGGACCAGGCAAAGGACUCGGACAAGAACCCUUCCUCCUCCUCCGAGUCCCUGGCCACCUGCAACAUCCUGCGUCUCCUGGAGCAGGGCCGUCUGCUGAAUGUGCCCCCUAACUCUCUGCUCAGCCCUUCGUCCAGCGCCCUGCCACACUCCACAGGCAACGGAAGCCCCAGCAGCACCUCCCUGGCAGUCAGCAGCACUCUGCCCAGUGCGGGGGCCACCUACGGGCUGUCGGUGCCCUCGCUGGGUGCGCCCACCUCCCCCCACCUCAGUGCCCCUUCCCUCUGCCUGCCAGUCCUGGGCAGCAUGCACGAAUUGCCAUCUAGCUAUGGCUGCGGGGCAUCGGCCUUUGAACCUUACACACGGAUUGAGAGAAAGGAGGCCGACUCAGGGGGCAGGAAGACCAGCUUUUAG
Messenger RNA from Acipenser ruthenus (sterlet), 1678 nucleotides. RefSeq names its product ventral anterior homeobox 2 (gene vax2). Gene Ontology annotation, biological process: central nervous system development; regulation of DNA-templated transcription; neuron differentiation. Bases 785 to 1678 code for a protein of 297 amino acids. NCBI's taxonomy places the organism in Eukaryota, Metazoa, Chordata, Actinopteri, Acipenseriformes, Acipenseridae. The record is from RefSeq and is a predicted model, not a curated record. The transcript is spliced from 3 exons. Gene Ontology annotation, molecular function: DNA binding; DNA-binding transcription factor activity, RNA polymerase II-specific.